This is a messenger RNA of Chenopodium quinoa (quinoa), 1429 nucleotides long. Its product is annotated as PHD finger protein ALFIN-LIKE 4-like. Gene Ontology annotation, biological process: regulation of DNA-templated transcription. Bases 357 to 1112 code for a protein of 251 amino acids. Gene Ontology annotation, cellular component: nucleus. Lineage: Eukaryota; Viridiplantae; Streptophyta; Magnoliopsida; Caryophyllales; Amaranthaceae. The record is from RefSeq and is a predicted model, not a curated record. Gene Ontology annotation, molecular function: histone binding; transcription coregulator activity; transcription cis-regulatory region binding. The transcript has 5 exons.
CUAGUCCACUACGGCACCAAUCCAUACCAGCAUCUCCCACGACACUUACAGCUAGUUGACAUCCACAUCCAAGGUCGUGGCCGAGGCCGAGACCUUCAAUUGGCUUCUUUUUUAAUUUUUUCCUCUCUUUUUUGCUUCAGGUACUUCGCUGCUGCUCCUGCUUCAGCUUAAAAUAAACCGAAUGUUAAUAAUUUCUGGUCAUCUCUGCUAAUUAAAUUUCCCAGCACACACAUUUUGAAUACUCUCUCUCUUCUUCUCCUCUCUUUCUCUCUCCUCUUUGCUCUCUUUCUCUCUCUAAUUCCUGCUCAAAUUUGAACCAAAACCCCUCUUUAGAUUUCGAGGGAAAAUAAAAAAAUAUGGACGGAAAUACACAGUACAAUCCUCGAACUGUUGAAGAGGUUUUCAGAGAUUUCAAGGGUCGAAGAGCUGGCAUGAUCAAAGCUCUUACUACUGAUGUUGAAGAAUUUUACCAGCAAUGUGACCCAGAGAAGGAGAACCUUUGUCUAUAUGGAUUUCCAAAUGAGCAGUGGGAAGUGAACUUGCCAGCAGAAGAGGUGCCUCCAGAACUCCCUGAGCCUGCUUUGGGUAUUAACUUCGCCAGAGAUGGCAUGCAAUCAAAGGACUGGCUGUCGCUUGUUGCUGUUCAUAGUGAUGCAUGGUUGCUUUCUGUUGCCUUCUACUUUGGUGCCAGAUUUGGUUUCGAAAAAUCUGAUAGGAAGCGUCUGUUUAAUAUGAUCAAUGACUUACCUACAAUAUUUGAGGUUGUAAGUGGAAAUGCAAAGAAGCAAUCAAAUUCCAAAGAGAAGACAUCAGUUUCAAACAACAGCAGCACCAAAUCCAAAUCAAACUCAAAAUCAGCCAAGUAUUCUUCAAAAGGGCCACAACCACAAAAGGAUGAAGAAGAUGGUUUGGAUGAGGAUUUUGAAGAGGAACAUGGCGAUACGCUUUGCGGGGCUUGUGGAGAUAAUUAUGCUUCAGAUGAGUUCUGGAUUUGCUGUGAUAUAUGUGAGAGAUGGUUCCAUGGGAAGUGUGUAAAGAUCACUCCAGCUAGGGCUGAGCAUAUCAAGCAGUACAAGUGCCCAUCAUGCAGCAACAAAAGAGCAAGGCCUUGAUCUUUUUGUUUCAAGUUGACAAUUCUCAUCACUUCUAUUGUACUUCCACUCGUUUGUGGUUAUUCUGCUAAUUGUGUAGGUGGUAGCUCUUAGUGUCAUGCGUUAUCAGGUGUUACAUUUGUGUCCAGACGUGUGUCUAGAAUUAUGUUUAUUCUAUCAGUUAGCUUGCAGAUCACUAUGUUAUCUUAUCAACUGUGCAUUCAGAUUUGUAAUCUACGUUGUAGGAAGUACCCUGUCACUAACUAUUUUCCACUAUUCUGAAAUCAGUUGUUGAUUUUCAGAAGAAUGCAAUUUAUUGUGUGUCCAGAGUUCUUUAA